Leopardus geoffroyi (Geoffroy's cat) is the source of this 1520-nucleotide messenger RNA. It is a transcript of the gene TIMM50, whose product is annotated as translocase of inner mitochondrial membrane 50. The record is from RefSeq and is a predicted model, not a curated record. The coding region runs from base 344 to 1411 and encodes 355 amino acids. Lineage: Eukaryota; Metazoa; Chordata; Mammalia; Carnivora; Felidae. Gene Ontology annotation, molecular function: phosphoprotein phosphatase activity. The transcript has 11 exons.
CGGACCCCCUCAGGGCGAGACCGUCUAGCUCGCGGCUUCAAGGUUCCUUCACGGUGGCCUCAGCUUUACCCCCCGGGCACUGGGUGCCCCGCUCCGUGCUGCUGCAGAGGCGGGGGAGCGCCCCAAGGCCCGAGGGAGACUCGGGGAGGACCGCGGACCGCCUCCCGGUUGGCGUGCCCUGCGGGCCCCAGGGUAGCACGCCCGCGGCUCCCCGGCCGCAGGGCUUUGUCUCUCUCGGGCUCCCGUCCGCCCGUCCGUCCCCCGCGCCCCCAUUGGCCGCGGCCCCAGCCGGGGACGGGAGAGGAGGGAGCGAGUGGGCGGGGCCGCGUGGCGUCAGCGCAAGAUGGCGGCCUCGGCGGCGCUGUUCCUGCGCUUGUGGAGCGAGCUGCGGCUCGGCGCGCGGGGGCUGUGCGCAAGGCUAGCGACGCCGCCCCCUCGGACCCCGGACCAGGCCACAGAGAUUGGGAGCCGCACGGGCACUAAGGCCCAGGCUCCGGGUCCACAGCAGCAGCGAGGCACAGAGGGUCCCAGCUACGCCAAAAAAGUCGCACUCUGGCUUGCUGGGCUGCUCGGGGCCGGUGGGACUGUGAGCGUCAUCUAUAUCUUCGGAAACAACUCUGUGGAUGAAACUGGCGCCAAGAUUCCCGAUGAAUUCGACAAUGAUCCAAUUCUGAUACAGCAGUUGCGCCGGACUUACAAAUAUUUCAAAGACUAUAGACAGAUGAUCAUUGAGCCCACCAGUCCCUGUCUCCUCCCUGACCCUCUGAAGGAGCCAUAUUACCAGCCACCCUACACACUGGUCUUGGAGCUAACUGGCGUCCUCCUGCACCCUGAGUGGUCGCUGGCCACUGGCUGGAGGUUUAAGAAGCGUCCAGGCAUCGAGACCUUAUUCCAGCAGCUCGCCCCUUUGUAUGAAAUCGUCAUCUUUACGUCAGAGACUGGCAUGACUGCAUUCCCACUCAUCGACAGCGUGGACCCUCAUGGCUUCAUCUCCUACCGCCUGUUCCGGGAUGCCACAAGAUACAUGGAUGGGCACCAUGUCAAGGACAUUUCGUGUUUGAAUCGGGACCCUGCCCGCGUAGUAGUCGUGGACUGCAAGAAGGAAGCCUUCCGCCUGCAGCCCUACAAUGGCGUUGCUCUGCGGCCCUGGGAUGGCAACUCUGAUGACCGGGUCUUAUUGGACCUGUCUGCCUUCCUCAAGACCAUUGCACUGAACCGCGUAGAAGAUGUCCGGACUGUGCUAGAGCAUUACGCCCUGGAGGAUGACCCACUGGAGGCUUUCAAACAGCGGCAGAGCCGGCUAGAGCAGGAGGAACAGCAGCGCCUGGCCGAGCUCUCCAAGUCCAGCAAGCAGAACCUUUUCUUUGGCUCUCUGACCAACCGCUUAUGGCCUCGCUCCAAACAGCCCUGACUUCUGAGGCUCUGCAGACUCACUGCCUAGGUCCUGGGCCCUAGGCCCCAGUGCUCCCAGACCAUGGCUCGGGCAGCCACAUCCAAUAAAGUCCAUCCCAGAUGCCACA